CUCAACAUUUCAUUUCUAGUUAAAAAUUUCAAACAAAAAUUUAUUCUAAAUUUUUAGUAAAAUUAAAAAAAAAUUUAAAAUUCUUUUAAAAAACUUUAAACUUGAUUUCCUCAAUACUAAUUCACAAAAUAAAAUGUCCAGAAUUUUGUUAUCUUUACCCUCUGCAUGGUCAAAGUGUCUACCAUUACUAUAUCAAAGGCAGCGUCAUUUUGCCUCGGAUAUCAAGGGCAGUUGGAAUGAGGCACCUGUAUGUGAAGAACAUAAAAUGCCAAAAGCCAAACAAAAAUGUCAUCCCAAGCAAGUCAGCUGUGCAGGCAGCUUAAGUGCUUGCGGUAGAUCAGAUUGGCCUAAAUGUGGAGAACCUGAUAUAAAACCUCCCACACACUUAACCUGCUGCUGUGAUCGUAGUCUUAGCAAGCCGCCCUGUGAACCGCCUGCAAAAAAGAAACGUAAACGUCGUGAUAAAGAAGAAGAUAAACCAUUUAUAUCCAUGUGGGAAACAUGUGGGGUAGAACAACAAUGUCCCGCUUUAAUACCGCGUCUCGAUGAAAGCCACUACGAAUCAUCGGAUAAAACUAAAAGAGUUUAUACCCAAACGUGGAAAUCUUGCCAACCAGUGGUUAGAAAACGAAAAGUUUGUUGCUUCAAUGAAAUGUGCAUGUUACCUCCCUUGGUAAAGAGACCUAAAUGUGAAAGCCCCCAAACCGCUAAAGAAAAGGAUAGUGAGCAGCUAAAAUUAGACUAUAAUGUUUUAAAAAAGUGUAUGGAAAAACUUCCCGAAAAUCCCAAUACCAGACGCAUAAAUAAAUGUCAUAAAAUUAAUAUGCCCUGUUGUCGUAAAGUGGCUGCAAUUAUUAAGUGUCAUCGUAAUCGUAUGCGAUCCAAGUGUUUAAAAGAAUGCUGUCCUCAUCCCAGCUUUUCAGAAUGUCAACAUCCCAAGUUAAAGAAAGGACCACCUGUGGAGUGUCGCUGUUCACAUUUCGUGAAUCAAUGUGAAACGAAUCGUUUUGCCAUACGCAAGAAACAAUUUAAUAUUCCACCUGCUUUGCCAGCCUGGCCACCCAAAGAGAGACCGAAGUAAACUGUAAUAGGAUCAAACCCUUCAGAAUGUAGAGUUGCAGAGAUAAACUAAAUAUUAAACAUUAUAUUUUGUGAAUAAAGUUCAUUGAAAUUUUAAGAAAUGUUUAAUAAAAUUAAAAAAUAAGU
This is a messenger RNA of Lucilia sericata (common green bottle fly), 1206 nucleotides long. RefSeq lists its product as uncharacterized. The transcript has a single exon. The coding region runs from base 134 to 1081 and encodes 315 amino acids. Lineage: Eukaryota; Metazoa; Arthropoda; Insecta; Diptera; Calliphoridae. The record is from RefSeq and is a predicted model, not a curated record.